Messenger RNA from Triticum urartu, 1746 nucleotides. RefSeq names its product Excinuclease ABC, C subunit, N-terminal. Gene Ontology annotation, cellular component: Slx1-Slx4 complex. Gene Ontology annotation, molecular function: crossover junction DNA endonuclease activity; 5'-flap endonuclease activity. The record is from RefSeq and is a predicted model, not a curated record. Gene Ontology annotation, biological process: double-strand break repair via homologous recombination. NCBI's taxonomy places the organism in Eukaryota, Viridiplantae, Streptophyta, Magnoliopsida, Poales, Poaceae.
CAGAAAAAAGGGUGUAAAUCCAUCGGUUGAAAAAUAGCCGUUGCCUUCUAAUCCAUCACUCGGGAUCGGAAAGGCGGCCUUCAUCUCGGAGCAAUCCCCCAUCCAAUUCGCCCAAAUCCGCAUCAGGCUGCUCUGAGAGAGAGAGAGAGAGAGAGAGAGAGAGAGAGAGAGAGAGGGAUGGGCAGGGCAAGAAGGGGAACGGCGGCCAAGGGCAAGAGGAGGCCGCGUGCUGCGGCGAAGGCGGCAGCCGUGGCGGGCGACGGACACGAGGAAACCAAAGAUGGACCUGAGAAAGCCGCCGGCGGCGGGGGUGGCUUCUUCUGCUGCUACCUCCUCCGGUCGCUCUGCCCGCGCAGCAAGAGCCGCACCUACAUCGGGUUCACGGUGAACCCGCGGCGGCGGAUCCGGCAGCACAACGGCGAGCUCCGAUGUGGCGCCUGGCGGACCAAGCGCGGCCGCCCCUGGGAGAUGAUGCUCUGCAUCUACGGCUUCCCCACCAACGUCGCCGCCCUCCAGUUCGAGUGGGCGUGGCAGCACCCUACCGAGUCGCUGGCCGUUCGCAAGGCCGCCGCCGAAUUCAAGUCGCUCGGCGGCAUCGGCAACAAGGUCAAGCUCGCCUACACCAUGCUCAACCUCCCUUCAUGGGAGAACUUGAAUCUCACGGUGAACUUCUUCUCCACCAAGAAUACCAAGUUCACCGCGGGCUGCCCGCCCCUCCCCUGCCACAUGAAGACUGUCGUUAGCCCGAUGGAGGAUCUCCCGUGCUACGUCGAGGGCCUUUCGUCCGAGGAUGAUAUUAUGGAGCCUAGAGAGGAUGAAGAAGAACGAGAUGCGGCUGUUGGCGGUGACACUUCUGAUCAUGGUUUGCAGACAAUGGAUUUGGGAACCGGAAUUGUAGGCGGUGAAUCAGACACUGAUGAGUUUUUUGCUCCAAUGGAUCGGAGUGAGGUCUUUGCAUCAGGAAUUUCAGAAUCCUCUGCAGCCCGGCCAGAGGAAGAAGAAACCAGAAGUGCUGGCUGUGAUGUUGAAUAUACCAUUGAUGACUUCGGUGAAUCAGACACUGAUGAGUUUUUUGCUCCGAUGGAAGGGAGUGAGGUCUGUGGAUCAAGAAUUUCAGAAUCCUCUGGGGCCCAACCAGUGGAAGAAGAAACCAGAAUUGCUGACUCUGAUGUUGAAUAUUAUCCCACUGAUGACUUCAGUUACAUGGAAUGGGGCGGAAUUCACGAGACAUCGGAAUUGCACGUGUCUAGAACACCACCUCGAUGUUCCUCGAGCUCGUGCAGCGAUGAUGUUGCCGGAAGAUCAGUAAACUGUGUGACAGGGGAAGCAUCUCCAGUGUUGAAGGCAGGUUCAGACGAUGGUAAUCUUUUCUUCCAUGAAAUUGAUGUGGUAGACUUGGUUACACCAGUCGCCCGGUAUGCUAGAGAUUGCAGCAAAGUGGCCAGCAUUUGCCCCAAGAUUAUUGAUCUGACAAAUUCCCCUAUUGUCAUUGAGUUGUAAUGCUUUGCUAGACUGAUCCAGUACCAAAUCUUGUUGUAGUAAAAUGUUAUCAUAGAAUAACAGCCCAGAGAUGAGACAGGUGUAUACAAUAGACGGAUUUGUACAAGACUGAGUGUUGAGACUCGCAGUACUCUUUUCUUGAGACAGAAUUGUUCACACAAAAAAAGUAUUCUUGUCGUUUCAUCAGAAAUAAUGUAUUGGGGUUCUACUAAUAUCUAUUGAAAUAUGUCAUCGUUUAACUGCUCA